Cricetulus griseus (Chinese hamster) is the source of this 879-nucleotide messenger RNA. The record is from RefSeq and is a predicted model, not a curated record. NCBI's taxonomy places the organism in Eukaryota, Metazoa, Chordata, Mammalia, Rodentia, Cricetidae.
AUGCCUACAGUGCCAGUGCCAGAGCACAUGAAGAAUACUCCAGAAGAGGAAAGUAACACAGGAGAGAAUGGCUGCUCUGUGGAGGAAGGUCAUCACUCCAUGGAGCAAGGCCUUCAUGUAGAGAAACCUUGUUCAGGAUUCAUCCCUACCUUGCCCGUGCCAGAGCAAUUGAUGAAUACUCCAGAAGAGGAAAGUAACACAGGAGAGAAUGGGUGCUCUGUGGAGGAAGGUCAUCACUCCAUGGAGCAAGGCUUUCCUGUAGAGAAACCUUCUUCAGGAUCCAUGCCUACAGUGCCAGUGCCAGAGCACAUGAAGAAUGCUCCAGAAAGCAGAAUUGGCAGUGAUACCAGGCAAUUGCCUCAAGAACUAAAAGCAUGUCAAGUUGAGGACUGGGACUUGGUAAACAAGCAGAAGCAGUUAUUCCAGUUCCCUGCUGAGAAGAAUGUAGAUCACAUUCUCGAAAACUAUGCGACUUUCUUGAAGUCACAGAGAAAGUCUGAUUAUUCAGAAUAUUCUGUUGAUGAACUUGUGUAUGGAAUUAGAGAGUACUUCAACAAGAUGCUGGCCACUCAGCUGCUCUGUCAGUUUGAAAAACCCCAGUAUGCCGAAAUCCUCUUUGCUUACCCAGAUAUUCCGAUGUCUCAGAUUUACAGGGCUCCACACUUCCUGUGAUUAAUUGUGAACAUUGAGACUGCUUUGGCCCAUUUGUCACUUAAUAGGCAUAGUUUUAUGUCAUUGUCCAGCUAUAUGCACGGUUUCCUUAAUUACCUAGCAGAGAAUUCCACUUCUCUGUUUGGUGUGAGCAAUUACAAAAUGGCUUCUGUUGCAUAUUGCUUCAAAGCCCUGGCAGGGUCUGCAGACCACUCUGUUAUGACCUAG